Molecule: messenger RNA, 2210 nt
Organism: Antechinus flavipes (yellow-footed antechinus)
Lineage: Eukaryota; Metazoa; Chordata; Mammalia; Dasyuromorphia; Dasyuridae
Product: ankyrin repeat domain-containing protein 7-like
Exons: 1
Coding region: 156-1346 (396 amino acids)
Molecular function (GO): protein binding
Source: RefSeq, a predicted model, not a curated record
GGUUAUAACUGCUGCGCAAUCAGAGGUCCCUUUGGGCUUCAGUUAUUAAUUUUUUUCUUUUUAAUUCUAGUGGAGACUAGAUCUCGGAGCAGGCUGAAGGACCAAGAGAGGACUUCUUCGCGAGUUCUCAUCAGUCUUUUAAGCUUGCCUCCGGGAUGAAGAAGAUUUUCAAUUUCGGCAACAAGAAAGGUCAAUCUCCAUCUUGUUCCUUUGCCACCCCGCCGAGAGACUGUGGAGCCAGAGCAUCCGACCCCAACUCAGGGUACCUCAUCAGGGACAAAGACCUCGGGAAGCUCCACAAAGCUGCCUGGAUCGGGGAUGUGGCAAAAGUGCAGAAGCUGCUGCUGCUUAGAAAGCACAAUGUAAACGAUGUAGAUAAAAUGAAGCGGACGCCUCUACACCUGGCUUGUGCUAAUGGAUACCCAGAUGUUGUGUCUCUAUUAGUAGAGAGAAAAUGCAAGCUAAACUUAUGUGACAACGACCGUAGAACACCUUUAAUUAAGGCAGUGCAGUGUCAGCAGGAGGAAUGUGCAACAAUCCUACUUGAACAUGGUGCAGACGCUAAUCUUGUGGACUUGAAUAACAACACUGCACUUCACUACGCUGCUUCUGGUCUGAACAAAGCCAUAGCAACAAAGCUUCUUAAACAUCAAACCGAUAUUGAAGCAAAAAACAAGGAAGGCUAUACACCACUUUUGCUUGCAAUUACAGAAAAUAACCCUGAUAUGGUAGAUUUUUUUUUAAAGAAUGGAGCAAAUGUGAAUGCCACGGAUAAGUCCAAAAGAACAGCCCUUAUGAUUGCCGUUAGCAGUGAACCAACAAUCAUAGUAAGUCUUCUUCUUCAGUAUGAAGCUCUUGACCUUUCUUGCCAAGAUAUAUAUGGAUGGACAGCUAAGGAGUAUGCUAUUGUCAGUGGUUAUCCCAUUCAUAGCCAACUAAUUAGUCAAUAUGAAAUACGUAAGGAACAAAAUCAGCACCUUUCGCCCCAAAUCAGCUGUUCAGAGAGGGCUUCUGGUACUGAAUUUACUUUGGAGGAACCUGCCCCAGACAAAGAAGAUUCUGUUCGUCUUUUGAAAAUUCAGGCUACAGUUCUCACUGAACGAUCAGUAAAAGUUAAGAAAACAGGAUGUACACAACUCACCAGAAAAGUUAAGAGCUUAGAAAAUAUGAUUACUGGACUACAGGAAGAAUUAUCAAAAACAAGAGAAAUGAAAUCCCAAUCUGAGCAUCGUAACAUUGAAUGGUGCAGAGAACCCUGUAGACCCAGGUUUAAGAAGAGUGAAAAGGCAAAAGACAACUUUUUGGAAUCAGAGUGCCAAAGUUUUGCAAGAAAGGAUUCUGAAUAAUCAUCUUUUAAAACAGAAGGAAAUAGAAGAAACUAAUUCCAAAAUGUUUCAGAGUUUUGAGGUUCCUGAUAGUCAUGAAAUAACGUCUUCUGCAUAAAAAUCAAAUCCCAAAAGAUGAAAUUGUCAAUCUUAACGUGGAACCAGACGAUAAAAAUUAAGGAUCAGGAAAAAUAAAAUGUAACAAAGAAAAUGAAGUUUUAAAAUAAAAGAAUGAGGAGCUUCAAAAGGAAUUAAAACUAAAGGAAAUAUUAACCAACAAUAUUUCAGUAUAAUUGACAAGUAAAUAUUCUGAUAACUGAGAAUGCAAUGCUAGAGUCUAGAUUGGAGAGUGAAAAGCAAAACGGAUACAUAAUACAGACCGAAAGUGAAUCAAACUCUUCCCAUAUAAAUCCUGCUAUUCUUGAUAUUGAUGUCAGACAUCCAGUUUAGAACUUGACAAUAUGUUUUAAUGAAAACAAGGCUACAUUUACAGGACAAACGAAGAUAUAACAAUGAUGUCCUAAAAAGCUGCUAAAGCUGAAAGUAAAACUAAUAGUUUAGAAAAUGAGCCAAGUAUGUGGUUUCCUCAGAAAAAAGACUAAUUUUAGAAAGCACACAGAAAAAAAUCAAAACAGAAUGGCUCCUAUAGUCACAGCUAUCUACAAAUGAAUUAGAAGAUCAUAUACAGAAAUUCUAAGUACCAUCUUCAGUAAGGACCCUCUGUUCCACGAAUCCUCUCCCUCUUCAUUUCCACCUCUUACAAUCCCAAGAUCCACUCAAAGCUUACCCAAAAAAGCACUACAUGUCUGUAUUAAUUCUUGUAACACCUUUCCUUACGUACUUUGUAUUUACUCUAAAUAUACUGCAUACAUUUAUUUACCUGUA